This is a messenger RNA of Fusarium vanettenii 77-13-4, 1401 nucleotides long. RefSeq lists its product as uncharacterized. The transcript is spliced from 11 exons. Gene Ontology annotation, molecular function: FAD binding; oxidoreductase activity. NCBI's taxonomy places the organism in Eukaryota, Fungi, Ascomycota, Sordariomycetes, Hypocreales, Nectriaceae. Bases 1 to 1401 code for a protein of 466 amino acids. The record is from RefSeq and is a predicted model, not a curated record.
AUGGUUGUAGAAGCCGAUAGCCUGAGAAAAGCUGGCUUCAAAGGCGACAUCAUUGACGCCAGCUCUUCAGAGUUUACCGAUGCCUCAAAGCGCUUCUCUGCCAUUUUCAAUGCCAAAGCCAAACUCAUUGCUUUUCCCGGAACUGCCGAGGAUGUCUCCACUGCAGUUCUCUUUGCGGGCCGGACCAAUCUUCCUCUUGCCGUCAAGUGUGGUGGUCACCAUGCAGGCGGCGCCAGUGCUGUGGAUAACGGUCUUGUGAUUGAUCUUUCGCACUUGAAAGGUGUCAAGAUCAACAAAGAGCGGUCCGAAGUGACAGUUGCUGGAGGAUGUCUGUGGGGGGAGGUCUAUACCGCUCUCCGUGACGAGGGUUUAGCCUGUGUUGGGGGAGGAGUACACAACGUUGGCGUUGGUGGCCACUUGUUAGGUGGUGGUUAUGGUCCGUUGACUCAAAGAUAUGGCAUGGCAUGUGACAACCUGGUCUCUGCCACCGUUGUUUUGGCCAACGGAAAAAUUGUUCAAGCAAGCGACAAGCAGAACCCGGAUCUAUUCUGGGGUAUAAAAGGUGCCUCGUCAAACUUUGGCAUCGCCGUCGAGCUUGUCCUCAAGACCUUUCCAGACCCUGGACAGUGGGUAUUCCGAUCACUCGCAUUUUCUCCCGACGACAUGCCAACUUUGGUCCCUCGAUUUGUCCAACAUGUCAAUGCCUACCAACUGAACGGCGAUGUCGUUAUUGUAUUUCUCAACUUUGUCCGAGGGCCAGGAAACAAGCCACUUGUGCUUCUCAACUUUACGCUGCAAGGAACAGUCGACCAGUUCUCAGACAUUUUCAGCUUCUUCUUGGACGGAAUGAAACCGCUCAAUGACUCUUUAACAACCUUCCCCUCUUUGGUGGAGCUCAGUCACUGCCUCGAUGACCUGUUGCUUGAUGGGCCGCCCAGAAUAGCGACCGGAGCACUCCCUGUGACGAAUAUCACACCUACGCUUGUGUACAAACUCUGGGAGCGAUGGCUAGAGUACACGGACAGAUACUCUGAUGCUUCCUUCACCAAGGUCGUGUUCGAGAUGCACAAGGCAAAGCGUGUUCGUCCGGAGGCCAGCUGCAUUCGUGCCGCAGAUCAAGGCCACAGCAUGAUUCUCAUUAGCGAAGAGCACAACGACCCAAGUCACGAUACAACCGCACUCCAGUGGGUUCAUGAGGGUAACCAGCUCGUUCGACAACAGCAGAUUCAAGACUGGGGCAAAGAUCUCGGCGUGUGGGCCAAUGCAUCUAUGCCAACAGAAACCGCCGAGGAUUGCUGGGGACAGAAUUACCCUCGUCUUCAGAAGCUCAAGGCAAAGUAUGAUCCUGGAUACCUCUUUGACAAGUACUGGCACAUAGAGCCAAGCUAUGCACACAUUUAA